Molecule: messenger RNA, 708 nt
Organism: Setaria italica (foxtail millet)
Lineage: Eukaryota; Viridiplantae; Streptophyta; Magnoliopsida; Poales; Poaceae
Product: arsenate reductase 2.1
Exons: 3
Coding region: 90-485 (131 amino acids)
Cellular component (GO): nucleus; cytoplasm
Molecular function (GO): protein tyrosine phosphatase activity
Source: RefSeq, a predicted model, not a curated record
GAGGACCACGUCUUCUCUGAUUCUUCACCUGAACAAAAUCACAGCCGCCGCAGACGACGCACGGCGAGGGGAGGCGAGCCGCGAGCGGGAUGGCGCGGAGCGUGUCGUACGUGUCGGCGGCGAAGCUGGUGUCUAUGGCGCGCGGCAAUCCCCGCGUCGCCAUCAUCGACGUCAGGGACGAGGAGAGGAGCUACCAGGCGCACAUCGCGGGGUCGCACCACUUCGCCAGCGGCAGCUUCGCGGCGCGGAUGCCGGAGCUGGUGCAGGCCGCCAGCGGCAAGGACACCCUCGUCUUCCACUGCGCUCUCAGCCAGGUGCGAGGUCCCACAUGUGCUCGGAUGUUCUUUGACUAUCUAUCGGAGACCAAGGAGGAUUCAGAGAUAAAGAACAUCAUGGUACUGGAGCUCGGGUUUAACGGAUGGGAGGUUUCAGGGCAGCCUGUUUGCCGCUGCACCGACGCUCCUUGCAAAGGGACGUGCUCAUGAACACACGAGUUCCAUGUCAGGCCUUCACAAUCAACGAUCAGCAUGGUCUCCGUUUCUGCUCUCGCUCACAUCGCCUCGUUACACGAGAGUUCAUUGGGUUAACUGGCAAUGCUAUUUUGUGGAAACUUCGUUGCAUAACUACCACUUUACUGUCAGAUACAAACACUCCACGGUACUGAUUCAUUUCAGAUUGGCUGCAAAGAUGAUACUGUUAUUAUGUUUC